Molecule: messenger RNA, 4349 nt
Organism: Saccostrea echinata
Lineage: Eukaryota; Metazoa; Mollusca; Bivalvia; Ostreida; Ostreidae
Product: centlein-like
Exons: 36
Coding region: 95-4060 (1321 amino acids)
Biological process (GO): protein localization to organelle; centriole-centriole cohesion
Cellular component (GO): centriole; centrosome
Source: RefSeq, a predicted model, not a curated record
CAGAACUGAAGGAUCAUAGAGGCACUGAUAAAUACCUCAAUGGAGAAACACUGGUCAGGAAAUAUUUGAUUUUAGGAGAGAAGCAGAAAUAACAAUGAAUGCCUCAGUUCUAAAUGAUGAAAUCAGUAGGCUGCAGUCAGAAAACAGAAUUCUACAGGAAGAUCUUCGUCAGUGCCAGAAUGACAAAGACUUUGUUUGGUCUUUAUGGAAAAAGUUACAAGUUGCUAACCCAGAUGUCACCCAGGCAAUCAGCCUUGUUGUUCAGAGAGAAAAAGAAAAGGCUGAAAUCAAAGACAGGAAAGUGCUUGAGGUUUUACAGAUGAAAGAUGACAAAAUAGAAGAGUUACAAACACUUUUGACUCACAGAUCUCAAGAGCUAGGAGAGAUAGCAUCAUUAAAGUUAGACCACCAAGAGGAAUUUCGGAGGUUUCAGAAAGAAAUUGACCAAUUACGGGAUCAGAAUGCAGCACUUGAGAUGCAGCUGCGAGCACAGGGUGUUGUAUUCACCCCUCCUCCACGGUUUUCGUGGAAGAUGAGAAGUGUUGAAGUACGAGAAAAAAGUUCCGGAGAUUUGCAUCGCAAUACAGUGGAGAAUCUAUCUCAGGAUAAAAGUGAUUUGGAACAAAAAUGUCGUAAGAUGUCAACAGAAAUUGAAGUGGUUCGGGCAGAGAAGGAAAGUAUAAUUGCCCAGAAGGUAUCACUUGAAAACAAAGUCAGGCAAUUGGAGCGAGACAUUGACGAGAAGGUGGAGAAAUUUGAGGGCAUUAUACGAGAAUUAGGUGAAGCCAAAAAAUUACUACAACAGUAUGACAUAAAAACACAAAAAUUAACAAAGGAAAAUGAAUUCAAGAAUAAAGAGCUAGAAACUGUCAGAAAAGAAUUGUCCGAAUUAUGGAACAGUCACAAUCAGCUGACUGAACACUCGAGUCAACAGGCAGACCUCAUCAGACAGCUACAAAGUCUGCAACAGGACACACAAAAAAUGUUGAAGAAUCAAGAGGAUGCCUAUAGCAUGGAGACCAAUUCAUUACAAGAUAUGUACAAAGAUCUGACCAAUAGAUAUGAAGCAGCUAAAAAAUCUCAGUCUGAAAUGCGACAGGAAGUCCACAACCUUAGAAAGGAAUUAUUAGAAAAGGACUCUGUCAUAGCUUCUCUUCAGGGUAAAGUUGAUAGUUACCAAAGACGACAGAGGAGUAGAAGUCCUGGAACAUCAGGCAGUUUUAUUGAUGAAAAGCCAUCAUCUGAUCUGGAGAUUAAGGUUCGGGGAAUGCAGCGGGAGAUAAAUCUACUAAAGGAUGAACUAGAAGACAAGGAUCGAUUGAUAGAAAGAUUGGAACAGGAGAAUGACAAACUAAAUAUUGAGUUUGAUGUGUCUGGCCUCAACAAACGAGAAAGAACUCACUCUACCCCAGCAAGGGAGGUUCGCAGUGUAGCCCUGAGUCCCAUUAAGUCCUCUGCCAGGGGGGAGCACUCCAGGUCUCGCUCACUGUCUCCAGUCAGGAAGGUGAAGGAAGGACCCCCUGUCAGACAGGGUGACCUCAGACACAGACUGCUGCAGACAGAAAGAAAACUGGAUGACACCAAGAAUAUGCUUAGACUAAAGAACCGUGAAUUGGAGGAACUAAAGAAGGCUCAUGCUAAACGCCUGGAUAGACUGAAGAGUGCCCAGAUAGAUUACAAGAUCCUUAAAGACCAGCUGAAGCUGUAUGAGGAUGAAAACAGCAAUAAGAUGGAGAGGGGAAGAAAGAAGAAAAGGGCAGACCCGCGGGAUCUUCGCCAAGAGAACAGUGACAAAGUCUGGAAUGAGCUAGCUGUGUACAAGAAUGAGAAUCGCAACCUGGUCGUAGAAAAGAUGUCUUUGGAGGAAGAAAUUGACAUGUUGAAGGUACAGGCCAGUCAGGAUGCCGCUACUCUACAUGAGCUUAAGGUGGCUCUGGAGCAGGAGAGAGAAAGUAGAAAGUAUGACAAGAAAAAGGCUGGAUAUCAAACUCAGGAGAAAUCUGACUUACAGGCGGAACUCACACUGACCAGAUCAGAGGUUCAAUCUAAAUCUGUCAGACUGGAUAAACUAGAGAGAGAGCUCAGGGAAAGUCAGUCAGAGAAGGAAGCUCUGUUAGAAGAAAGGAGGAAUCUCAAAUCUGAAAUAUUAGAAAUGAAACAAGCAAAUUCAAAACAUCGAAUGGAGACAGCAAAUUUGAAGCGAGACAUCAACAGACUGGAGAGAGAAUUGGAGGAAGAAAAGCUUGCCAAACAAUUCCAGGCCGUCAAAGAGAAGCUAAGCACAAAACAGACUAGGCCAAGGUCACGGAGAGCCGAAGUCAGAAACAAAAGCCAGGCAUCUAAACGAGUUGAUAUUGCUGGGGAAGAGUACCAGAAAGCACUCAACAAAAGUAUAGAGAAGAUGAGGUCUGUCUUCCGUGAUUUUGAAGAUGAGGGAUGGGAAGAGAUACCAGAAUCAGAAGAAAUUGAUGAAGAAACGGAGAGUGAUUCUCUGGGUCAGACCAUUGUGGACAUAUCCCAGUCACAGACCACGCCCCCUAGUGAUGAGAGUAUGGAUCACAGACAUACAAUUAAAAGAAGCCUCAGACCUAUGAGUUUUAAGAUGUCUUCUUUAAGAAACAGACGAGGUGGAAUAAGAAAUCUACAUCAUCGUAACCGAGGUAUUUCACGUCCAUAUGCAACCAGAGUAACCGACAAUAAAAAAGUUACACUCAGGGAAGUAGGUACAUCUCCAUUAAAAGCAACAGUCCAGGAAUUCACUCCCUCCCCAAGGAUCCAAGAGCAACGAGCUUAUGAACAGAGAGUACAAGCUAGCAACCAGCUUGCACGACAAGCUAAACAGCUCAAACAGCGUGUAGGCUACCUCACACAGCAAAUCACCACUCUUCGAGAAUCUCGAGGUGCUGCUGUGAAGGGAUUAGAACAACAGAAGGAAGUGAACCAACAGCUGCAAGCUGACCUAAAUCUGGCCAAUCAGAGGCUGAGAAUGGCUAAACAGAACAUCCAGAAACUGACAACUGACAUGGACAAGGUUUUACAAGAGAAGGCUACUCUAGAGGCCCAGAUAGUGGAGGAGAAUCGUCACACAACAGCUACAGACAAACAUACAGAACAGGACUGGAAAAUCCUCGAGUCCAGACUCAAAGCAUCUUCCAAUGAGCUGUGUAGACAGUCCAAUCAGGCCAGACAGCUAAAACAAGAAAACGAACAACAACAGGAACAAAUCAGGACUCUGCAGGAAAAAAUAAGCCGAGUGGAGAGAGACAAUAAUCAGAAGAGGACACUACUAGAGGACCAGAGAGUCAAGUUAAAACUGGCUCAAACGAAUGCCAAGUCUGAACAAAAUGCAAAUGAAGAAAUGGAGACAAGAAUUAAACUGAUUCAAGACACCAGUGAUCGACUCAAGAUACAGGUGGAGUCCUACAAGAAGCGACUGUCAGCAGUCACCAGAGAAAAGAGGGAGUAUGAAGAAAGAUUCCUUAAAGUUAAUGCAGAACUGGAGAAAAAGAACAAGCAUUUUCUGGAGAGUCAGACUAGGAGAAUGGAGCUGGAGUCUGCUGUGGGUGAUCUAGAGAACACAGCUCAGCAGCAACUCCGUGGACUGGCAGCACAGAGUGAGGCAGCCAUUGAAGCAGCUCAAAGGAAGCUCAGUGAGGCCUACUACACAAUACAGCAAUACCAACAGUUUGUCAAGAGCUUGGGACAUGAGUUAAUAAAGAGACUAAAUCAAUCCCGAUUCCACUUAAAAGAGACCUUAAGUCAUCGAGAGAAAGAAAGUCAGCAAAGUCAAGUCAAUGCUUCACUGCAGAGGGCCCAGGCAAUGGCCAAAGAUAUACUGAAUUUAAGCCAGUCAGAUCUUGAGGAUAUCAUGAGUGCUGAUGGUGACCCAGAGAGAAUGGAGCAGGAUAUUGACACAGACAAAAAGCGGGACAAACGAUGGAGCAAGAAAUGUGAAAAGUUAAUGAACACAAAGGAGGACUUUGUAAGUCCAUUAGUGGACUUGUUUGUUCAGAAAAUGGAGGAAAUGUGUGAGCUGUCAUCCAAGCUCCAGGCAGCAUGAUAACUUAUGGACUGAUCACUGUGAUAUUCUACUUAAUAUGACUGAACCUUGUUCACUGUGAUAUUUUGUUGAACAUUGCAUUUAUGAAGGAUUAAGAGGGUUUAUAAGUUAGAAAAACACAUCCAAAAGAGUGUAGUGCUAACCAUUCUAUCAAGGUGCAAAUCAGCAUAUAUAAUAGUCUCCUUGCUAUUAAUAGGUCAGUAAUUGAUGAACUUGAAUCUAGGAAAGCUGUGCUGUACAUGGCGUGAAUUAUGUUAUAACCAUGUUGAUUGUUAGUGUGAGGAAGAUG